Molecule: messenger RNA, 9467 nt
Organism: Malaya genurostris
Lineage: Eukaryota; Metazoa; Arthropoda; Insecta; Diptera; Culicidae
Product: Kv channel-interacting protein 1
Exons: 7
Coding region: 1285-1905 (206 amino acids)
Molecular function (GO): calcium ion binding
Source: RefSeq, a predicted model, not a curated record
CGAUAUGCUAACAGGAAGACUCAGUCCCACGGCCGCUUCCGAGAGACAAGCUAGCACGGUUAGCAAGAAGACGCGAAAUUUACGGCGGUGAUCAAGGAUAGUACACUCUUUAGUCUUGAAAAAAAGUACAAAACCUUGCUUGGUUUGUCCGCUCAAGCAAAAAUCCAAGUGAUGGUGGCUCAACGUGUUAACUGGCAGUGUGUUAAUUAAUCUAACGGCUUCUGCUUAACACUAUUCGUGCUCAACGAUGAGAGAAAGCCUCCUGUUGAAAAUCUACGCACUGGUGAAUAUUUAAAAAGUGUGCUAGAAAACGAUAGUAAGGAAGAUAUGUUAACUAAUAUCACGUCUGCGAAUCUGAAAAAAUAGCACACAAGUGAUGGGUGGGAAUUUUCAGAUGCUCUCCCAGCUCCCGCAGUUUAAUGGUCGAGGGACUGUUUCUGUAUUUGUGUGCGUGUAUCUAUCGAAGGAUAGAAAGUGCAUGGCAGAUAGCAGCCAGUUAUCACAUCCCUAAUUGAGGUAUCGAAGGAUUAUUUACACUAAAUCGUAUGCCUUUUAAGUGAUAAGCUGAUACGAUACGAACUGUGCUGACAGAAAUCGCUCACACCAACUUGCGUAAAGGUGCUUCAAUCAAGUGUGUGAGUUUGUGUGGGUGGAAAGAUCAUUUUCUAUUCGGAAUACGGUCCUACCGCAGACUCCUCUUCCUUUGUUCUGUUUCCCGAGCAGCAGUGGUGGCUCAUGAUUCCACGUGUUUGAAUAGUAUCUGUGCUGUCUGGCAGGCUGGUACGCCCAUCUGAUGAUUCUAGCCGUCAUCGGAAGCCUUGAAUUCGUUCUCACGAACACCGAAUCGGUGGGCCCGUUUCUAUCAACAGGAAAAACGAUGCCAACGAUGCCGAAAAGUAGUUAUUUAUGGUGCUCUUGAGCCUCGGGCGCUACGGGAGGAGAGCUGCACCAAACGGAUAAUCAAUAUUUCAUGCAAAAAACACAACAACACAACUACUACCGUUAGCCGUGCAACUGAAAUCAUCCCACACGCUCUCUCACCAUCGCCAACCCGCCCCGUGCCACGAUCGAAGAUUAACAACAGUCCUGCGGUAAUGUCAAUGGAAGGAAACUUUUGAGCCCCAUUAGCCGAAUCAGCCUCAUUUCGAAAGUUAACAUACCUACGAAUCCUGCAAACAGCCGGCAGCAUCACUUGCAUAUCGUUGCUAAACACACGGUCUCACUCGGAAAAGUUUCCUGGAGAACGGCGGUAGAAACGGCAGAGAACAGUAAAUCAAUGCGAGUAUGGCAACCCCACCGGACAGUCCAAUCGAAGAGGUGGUCUAUGAACUGGAACCCACCCGGGCACCGAAACCUAUUCCAGUGGCACUCGAGGACCUUUGUCAGCUCACGAAGUUCUCCCGCCAGGAGAUACGAGUCAUGUAUCGGGGAUUUAAAACGGAAUGUCCCGAUGGAGUAGUGCACGAAGAUAGUUUUAAGGAUAUCUACGCAAAAUUUUUCCCCCACGGAAAUUCCAGCCUUUAUGCACACUAUGUGUUCAAAGCAUUUGAUGUUAAUUGUAACGGAUCCAUUAGCUUUCGGGACUUAUUAGUUACUCUAUCGACACUACUGCGAGGUUCCGUUUACGAACGAUUACGGUGGACAUUCCGAUUAUACGACAUCAACGGGGACGGCUGUAUCAGUCGAGGCGAACUAGCCGAAAUAGUGACUGCUGUGCAUGAGCUUAUGGGUAGGAGGCCUAAUCAUCCGGAUGACGACCAGAAAGCUAGAGAGCAGGUCGAUCGAGUCUUUCGAAAGCUGGACCUCAAUCAGGAUGGCAUCAUCACGAUCGAAGAGUUUCUGGAGGCCUGUCUCAAGGACGAUGUCGUCACCAAAUCGCUGCAAAUGUUCGACACCUGCCUUUGAUGACCGUCUUCCGAAAGUGUAACCGAUGGUCAACUGAAAGCGACGGAUUUGGAGCGUUUUGCACUGAUUCAUUUGUAGAAUUAGCCGAAAACUCAAUCGCUGACUAUUAGCUAGGCUAGCAAGCGUUCGCGCACAAUUUUAGUUCGCGUUUAGUUUUUAUUGUUCCGAUAUCGAAGCAACUAAAAUUGGGAGACUACAUUCCGACAAACCGAAAUAGUUAUUUGGAACGUUCGCCAAUCAGUAAGUUAAGAGAAAUACUCACAAAAAAUCACUACUCAAUGAUGUUUUCAGACGACUUUGAGUUACCUGCCGUACCGAUGAUUUGAUUAUCAAGUAACUUUUCUAAAGAGCCGAAUAAUUUUCACAUUGAUUGAAAGGGAAAAUAAAAAAAUAACAGUUCAAAAAAGUCAUUUGGGGGUUUGGAACCUCUUGGGUUCCAGUUUGUGCUAAAGUGCGCAUGACUAAAUUGAAUUAUUUACGUUUCGCAUUCAGCUCAUCAGUGCUUAGCGUAUUAUGCUGAUCCGCGAGGUGGCAUUAGUAGUUCAACAUGAUCUGCUAAUGCACUGAUGAGCUGAAUGCGAAACGUAAAUAAUUCAGUUAAAAAACAUUUUCGCAAUUGACAAGCAAUUUUAUAUUUCGUUUUUUGAAUACAGCCAAUGCAGUUAACUUCAAUAAAACACAAUUACUUUUGAGCUCAUGUCCAGUUUCGAAAACGGAAAUUUGAAAUCCUAUUGCAUUUUCAUGUUUUAGGAAAUUCUUCUAUUCCAGAGAGUCCAACCUAAAUUCUGCAAAAUAUUUCCAAUUACAUUCGAACUAGUUUUGCAACGCUUUAAGGUCACGCUUAAUCAUUGUUGAUAGAAGUUACGAUGAGAUAAAAUGCAGAGCGCUUCUCUGCUUGAGCUCGCACAUCCCUAUAAUGAAAGGCAUUUGAUUUUCCAAUGUUGUUCUCGAUAUCAAAAAUCACUAGCUGCACUUAUUGAAUGCUAAGAAAUUUAAUUUUCCAUUUCAUUAUGAAUAAAAAAAAAAUUAAAAUACUACAUUUUAUGUUGAAACAAGCAAACGAAGCUCAAACUUCAGAAUAUUAUUUUCACUUUUAGUGGAAUUUUUACACUUCAACGCUAGGAAUUUUCAACCUUUCACUUCAACAGUCACCGAUAGGCAAAUUAAAAAAGAAAACAUCACUUUUUUGUGGCUCAAAAAUGAUAUCAUUUUAAGUUAUACGCAUGAAACUGUCAAUGGAACGCAUGCAAGCUGCAUGUCGAAUGGAAAAAUAAUAUAUGUUUAAAAAUUUCAUAUCACAUUCCAUAAAAUUGAAGCAAUAUUAUAUUAUGAUAAAGUAAUGUAAUAUUGUAGCGAACUAGAAUAAAUUUUGUGUUAUUGUAUGAUUCAUUCCAUUUUCGAUCGUUUAUUUAACCAUUAAGGAAUAGAGGAAAAUUCAAAAUGCCAUUAUAGUAUAGAAAGAAUACGGAAGGAUAAUAAAAUGUAAUAAAAUAUUAUGACCCGAACAUGAACCCGAGUCUGCGAGAUCAUUUCGGUAAUAAUCUGUACAUUAGUUACACUAGUUUAGGCAACAACUGAAUUGGAGAAAAAGGCAUUAGAAAGCUAUACGGACUGGAACAGUAUUUUGAAUCACAACAUAACAUUAGUGAUAGUCAAGAAUAAUGCAAAAACUUUAACAAAAAAAUAAGGCGAAAGUUUAGAAACUAGUUUAAAAUAGUAAAUAAACAUAGAGACACAGGCGUUCGUUGACAAUAGACAAUCGUUUAGACACAGAAAUGUAGCUUCAAACAGGCUGCUAGCAGUUGUUCAUGCUGUGUAGUUACAAUUAGAACCAAAACAAAACCAAAUUACGUGCAAAUGACUCGAGAAAAAUUAACAAAAACCAAACAAAAACACGAUGUUGGGAUAUUGCCAUAACGUAGAACAAAUAUUUUAAUUUGGUAAUUUUGUUAUCAGAGAUGAGUUUUCUUUCCACGGUAUUGUUUGAUUUUGUGCUGUCAGAAAUGGUUGUAAAUUAUAUCAAAAUAGUUUCUAAGCAUUCAUAGCGGAAACAGGAAAACACCAAUUAUGUAUGUAAGUAUUUUAGUAAGAACUUGCAAAAGCAACUGUAUUAUUUACCACUGGAAAGCUCGAAUAAAACCACAGAGAAAAAAUAUAGAACAAAAAAGUAUUGUCAACUAGGUAAAAACUAUAUAAGAAUAUAUGUUUAAAACUUCUCUUCUGUAUGUUACAUUACUGCAAGAAUUCAACAAAUAAUCAGUGUGUAUCAACAAACUUAAUCACGAUUCAUAGCACAAAAUCGUCAGUCAAGAGAUUCUGAUCUGUAUGUUUAUAACAACAUUAGAAUCAAACGCGCUAAGCGGUUUGAAGCUUGCACAGCUCAGAGUUAAUCAAAGGGAACGUUAGCAAUUGUCUCAAGCAUUGUACAGUUCGUUUAUACACUUAAAUCAUAGUAUUUCAAAAGAGGAUUUAAUAGUGUCCGUAACACAGGAAAACCGAAAUGAAAGAUGCUACAAUUCGCACUUAAACUAUUUUUUACGUAAAAAACGCGAAAUCAUCAUUCGUCUGUUUAGUUGUUUUAGUUUGAACGAAUCGCAUACAAGCAUUUCCAUCUUCCAAUCGAGAAGAUGAUGGUCCAGUUUCAUGAAUCAUUUGAUCACAUGCACAUGUCAGGAAGUGUCGAUAUGGUCUUAGAACCAGUUUCAGAUAGAUCUUAUUUGUUUACUUUCUCUGUUGAUUAUUACAGUUACAUACGAAAAAACUGUAAAAUUAUUUGUGACACCACGAGGCUCUUAAAGGUGGUCACAGUAAAUAUAGUCUUUUUUCAAACGAGAAUCAAUUGGCAAGAGUAGUUUUUCAUACAAGAUGAAACCGCGGCCAUCUAAACUAUUUGGACAUUAUAGAGAAGGACAAAGUAAAAAUGAUAGAGUCAUUAAAUGGUCGUUUUCCAUCCUUCCGUGCCUGUAAAAAACAGUUCCCGGAUAUCUGGCAGUCCAGCGGAAAUGUAAAAUCUUCUGAAAAAACGCAAUCCUCUCUACUCUACGAUUCGAUUGAGAAAACUUUGCCAAUUAAGGUAAAAACACAUUUAUAUACCAAACCAAUAUUUAUCUGGUUCUGGUUUCAUUUCUAUGUCCAUGUUGUUCCAUAAACAUUUGACAAGACCAUAAGACAUGAAGGAAAAGUGAAUACGUGUGGCAAGACCGGCAAGAGAAAGACGCAUUUCUGCUAACACUAUUUUGACAGUUUGAUACGCCAGUUUUAUCAAGGUGGGAAGAAGGGGGCUAACAGGGCACUCGCCCCGGACUCAACGUUUUUAGGAAGGCGGCAAAACAUUCCUUGGAACCUUUUUUUUGCUCGCCCAAGUCAUCUUGCCGGAGGUGGAGUUCAGCUGUGUAUUUUUUUCACCCCGAGCGCCAAAUUUCCUCGGUACGCCACUGGCUAGGUAGCUAUUACCACCAAACGGUUCCACAGACGACCGACAGCGUGUACCAGAAGUUUAUGCCGGUAUUCUGGCUAAAUAUUCAUAACAGAUGAAAAAUGGAAAUAAGGCAAAUUUACAAAGCAAGACCUAGGACAGAUUCAGAAAACUAUGUAUCCGCUUUUAAAACAAGUUUUUGACCAACUCUGGUUGAAACUGGCACACGCAAGUACUCGACCUUUGAAAUUACACUAAGAAAAAACAAUUAGGCAUUUAUAGAGUCGGACUUAUGAACCAAGGGGAAAUCAAUUUCAUUGGGAGGCAGAGAUUUCCAUAGAGUCUUAAAAUGUUCCUAAUUGUUAUCUAUGCAUUAUAUAAUUAUUCACUUUAUAUUUUUUAACAAUAGUUCGUAAUAGUUUCUCAUGGUUUCAUCAAAAAUGCGAACUGAAAAGGAAUGUCGGAUCCGAUUUUCUGGUUACUUCAAAACAGUCGAAGUUAAUAAAUGAAUUUGUUUCGCUAUUUCCAGUCUUGAAAAAACAGGUAAAAUUUAAUUUCGAAAUGUUUUUUCCGGAGAACCGUCAUUCAUCAUAAAUGUAUCCAAGGAUGGAUUAUCGUAUCAAAGAACGCUUACUAGCAACUCUGCACACGAUUCAAUAGUGCCAUCAAAGAGAGACGGAUAUCAUCGCAGCAACAAAAAACCGGCAUGGUUCUUCAUUUAACAUAGAAUAGACACCGGUGCGCCUGUCUGAGAAUCAAAGGUUAGCUCGCUGCUGUGGGGAUUAUCUCUGAAGCAAUCAACGGUCGCUUAUUUUCGUUUCGAUUCCGUAUGGGCAGUAGAAAAUUGCGAUAGAUUCAUUUUACUAUUGCCGCUUAUUCUAGCUAUGUAAAUAAAACCUUUGUAUAAGAUGUGUCUAUGGAAAUGCAUGUGAAUGCUCCACACAAGGGUUUUGAAAUAUUGCAACCUAGUAUGAGAAUCAUCAAGUCGAAUCAUCGAUUGGAUUUUCUGCGACAAUUGUCAACUUGCGAUUCUCUCUUGGUAAAUUCCACACAGCACCAAUCAUUAUCAGACUAUAAUUUUUUUAGGGCCGUGCAAUACUCAGAGUAUGAAGUGGAGCGAAGAAAUGUAGAAAAAUUAUCUCGCGGUUCAUGCAUUACGAGACUCGAGUUCUUGUAGCAUCUUCUACCGGAUUGAAAAUGUUGUAUACAAUAUUGGUAAAUAUCGAGCAGCUUCUGUCAAAGUUUUCGGCAAUCACCAACACUGAAUGUAUCAUAACAAAAACAAGUUCUUUUGAUCGAGGCGAAAAUUACGAAUCGAGGCCGCAUUACGAACGACGAAACCUGAAGAUUCAUAUGAUUUUAUCAUUAUGUAACUUAGUUUAAUUUUCAUUUUUUUUAAUAGCUAAUCAUAAACUUAGCUAAAUUUUUAUUUAAUAUCCAACGAAACACAGAUUGAGAAUCGUUAGAUAAUAAAAUGGGAUUACGAAAAACGAAAAUCUUUCAAACCAAUCUACAACCACUGGAACUGUUCUACCAUUUUAGCUAUUCUGGAAUUUGAUUAAACAGAGCGUCGUACAAGUAAGCAUCCACAAGCUACACGCAAUAUUUGACACAUUUUCGUUCCAAUCGUUCGCCAGAUGAAGAUAUACGACAUAAAAAAAUCUGUAGUUCCUUCUAUGGGAUUUCUAUUUCGUAUGUUAUAAUCAUACGAAUGGCUAGGGCUAGGUUUGAUGCAUCCAACAGAAUUCCGUUUAUUAUGAACCGAGCGCUUCUUAACUUUGCAUAAAACUGUUUUUCAUGUUGUUUUUUUUUUGUUACACAAGUGACAAAUAACACGAUUACGUGAUUUCCUUCAAACAUUCAGAAAAAUAAUAGCUAAAAAUUGUUAGGAUCGCUAAUGAAUGGUGCAUAAUAAAUUUGAACCAAAACUAAAAUCUUGCUUCCCAUUUAAAUUUACUGAAUUUUUAAACACUUCUUGCUAAUAUUGUGUGUUGUUACGGCAAUAUUCUUCUUACAGUGUUGCAAGUAGGUAACCAAUUUUGCUCACGCUAAAAGAUGUUUUAUAUGGUUUUUAAACCAAUAAUUCUAACAAUUUUAGGUCGUAAGCCUUGGUACAAUUUUAGGUCAUAAGCUACAAAAGAACUUUUGUUAGCUUUUGAUAAUCAACCCAACUUAAAACUGAAAAAGUGGAUGAUUUGUCCCAAAUAAAAAAUAUGUCCACCACACUACGUUAAUAGUUUACUGCAGUAACUCGCUUCUAAAAAAGAGACGAUAAUUUACUGAGCAUUUGAAAGCGAGUUUUGGCAUUUGGUGACGAUUCAUUCUGAAAAAAACUGCAAACAAAAAUAAUAGAAUAUAUUUGUCUGCAUGGUUAUAACAUAAUUUUAUUUCGAUCGAGAUAUUCUGAUUUUCUCAGACAUGUUAAAAUGAAAAUUAUUGUUUUUGAGUAAUUUUACCGAAACAAACGACAUAUUUGGCAUUAUUAAGGCUAUUCCUCCCUCCUCAAAUGGAUCGAAAUAUUCGAUCAAUGUUGCAAUAGGUACCAAAUUAUGAAAAACUUCCGAUCUGAUGAGAUAUCCGAUUUCACAAUUCGAGAGCUUCCCUCACUUCACUAACUAGCUUACACAUAGAAAUAAAAUUUUUUGCUACGUCCAGAAUUAACCCACUUCGACAAAACCAUGCGCAUAUUCAUCGCAUUCGUGGAUUUUUUUGGAUUUUGGUAAUUCAAAUCCUAGUUAAAUACAUACACUCCUAACUCUUGCGAAUAAUUUGGCGUCAAUACCAAAAUAUGUCUCCAGCAUCGGGUAUUACAUCGCAACGAGUCCAUGAUAUUUGUGAUAUAACAAGAAAAGCAACCCUAGUUUAUACUGAAAAUAUUUUCAAAGUACUUUUUCUCAGAUGGUUCAUGGAAUUAAAAAAACAAGUUCUGAAUUAAAUUACAUAACAAAAUUUCCAAUAUAGCAAAAUGUUAAUCGUAAAACGUGAUAAAUGAUAUUCAUUCAAACAUGUUUGUGAAUUUCAUAAAAAUGUUCUAUGAAUAUCUAAAGUAAAUCUUUGAAAAUUGAAAAUUCUGUCCACGCCUUUUUUGACAUUUACCGGAUUCUAUCCAACUCUCAAGCCCUGUUCGAAAUGGAAUUUUGAAUUCCAAAUCAAUGCCAACCGAUUGAUUCGAAAAUCUGUCGGAAUUAAGCGAGAAUUGCGAACUAAAUUGACAUUGUGUCUUCUUAUUAUAUUUCUUCUACAAUUUGCCCGUUUUCGUGCAGAUUUUCAUUCAAAAUCGGAAUGAAUUUUUAGUUCUAUGAAAAAUGACCCUCUAUUUUUAGUUCUAUGGAAAUGACACUGUUUUUUGUAAAGUUACAAAACUAAAAAAAGGUGAUACGAUCGAAAAUUAGCCAGACAAAAAAGUAUGUAAACCCAUCCUUUUCACUUAAAAAUCAAAGUCUUGUUUCGAUUCAUACAGAAUGAAAAGGAACUCUCUCGCAAGUUUAUUUUUGGCGUAAUGCGGUCCUUUCUUUCAUGUUUUGCACUGCCUCCUUGGUUAUUUUCUUCACCACUGAACACAAAUUUACCUUGAACAGUAUCUGAUGAUUAUCUUUCGCGUGUUCCUGAUAUUCUGCUUGAAGAUAGCCAUGUUUUUUUUUCACGUAAUGGCAAAUUGGCCAAAAGUAGCGGAACAAUUUCAGUUAUCAUAUAAUAUUUCUGUCCAUAAAGCUAUUCAAAGUUUAUCGCCAUGUAAUUAAACUUCGACAGUAUCGUCAUGAUCGUACUUCGAUCGACUUGUAUUGCUUAAUGUUUCGAUUCGGAGUUAUCAUCUUCUUGUAAGUUAACAAUUUGACACGUUUUUCAGCUCAAAACAAGGUUAUUGACGACACUUCCAUAAUGUUUGCCACAUCUUGGACGGAGAGGCUGGGGUUCCGCUUAAAACAGUUGGUCCUGCUAUAUGUUGGCAGUCUCCGGUUUCCGAAUUCCUUCCGAUUCUGAUUUUCAGACUGUAAGCAAACUUACUCUAAACACUUUUAUUAGGAUGGCGACCAAUUUCGCCAAUUUGGUGUGCGAGUAGUUCGAAUUUUCGAUAUGCGCGACCAAAAUUUUGACGCGUUGUUGCUUUGGCUUCGAUACCAAUUUCACAACUGUAAAACAAAUAUCA